Molecule: messenger RNA, 906 nt
Organism: Penicillium brevicompactum
Lineage: Eukaryota; Fungi; Ascomycota; Eurotiomycetes; Eurotiales; Aspergillaceae
Exons: 1
Coding region: 1-906 (301 amino acids)
Source: RefSeq, a predicted model, not a curated record
AUGAGUCCACCAUUCGUCGCAGUAGCCGGCGCCGCUGGUGGCUUAGGCCAGCUUGUUGCAUUGGCCUUGGUCAAACGCGGCGUCGCCGUCAAGGCAUUUGUCCGCCCCAACACAGAUUCCUCGCGCACCGAGAAACUCCGCAACGCUGGCGUGACGGUUACCCCUAUCGACCUCGCCGCAGUACCGGCCCUCACCAAAGAAUUGACUGGCGCGAUUUGUGUUGUCUCCACCCUUCAAGGAUUAAGGGAUGUGAUCCAUACAGCCCAGGGUACCCUCCUAGAGGCUUCCGUGGCUGCUCAAGUACCAAAAUUCAUCCCUUCUGAUUUCUCUCUCGAUUUUACAAAGACCCAAGUGGGAUCUAACCGCAACUUGGAUUUACGACGCGAGUUCCACACCACGUUAACGAAGUCCGGUAUCUCUUGGACGAGUAUCCUCAAUGGCGGGUUUAUGGAUCUCUUGGUUGGGGACUCGCCUAUGAUCAACCACAAAGGACGGAAGGUUACAUACAUCGGAUCAACCACACAGCUCCUUGAUUUCACGACAAUGGUGGAUACUGCUGCAUACACAGCGGCUGUAGCUGCGGACCCCACUCCCACGCCCAACUUUCUUCGCAUUGCUAGUGCGACAGUCAGUAUCGAGGACAUCGCUCAGGCACAUACCAAUGUCGAGGGGGUGGAAUAUAAACCCAACUGGAUUGGUACCGUGGGCUCUACAGAACUUAUGAUCCGCGGUCUGCGCUUUUUUGGUGGAGAGAAUGACGUGUUUCCCGCCUGGCAGGGUAUGCAGUACAUGGUGAACAUGUUUUCUGGUGCUGGAAAACUUGAUCCGAUUGAUAACGACCGUUAUCCCGAUGUACAGUGGACCAAAAUCGAGGAUUUCUUUCGAGAGAACAAACACAACAGGUGA